UGUUCUCGCGAGAGUGUAGGAACGUCACCGUAGGUGUAAAUCAAAGAUGGACGCUGGUGGUGGAGGUGGGUUGAUUAUCAAUAAUAAACAGAAAGCGAUGUUACCGAACAAAAGAGGUGAAUUCAUCCGCAACCAAAGGAAAGACUCUGAGGGCUUCUCAGAGUCUCCUGAUCUGGAGUUUGAAUAUGCGGACACAGACAAGUGGGCUGCAGAACUCUCAGAGCUGUACAGUUAUACAGAAGGACCCGAGUUUCUGCUAAACAGGAAAUGCUUCGCAGAAGACUUCAGAACUCAUGUCACAGAUAAGAAGUGGACUGAGCUGGACGCGGCGCAGCACCGGGCUCACGCCAUGCGGCUGCUGGACGGGCUGGAGGUCACCGCGCGGGAGAAGAGGCUGAAGGUGGCGCGCGCCAUCCUCUAUAUGGCACAGGGUACUUUUGAGGAGUGUGGCUCGGAGGCCGAGGUACAGCACUGGAUGCGGUACAACAUCUUCCUGCUUCUGGAGGUGGGAACGUUCUCAGCCCUGGUGGAGCUCCUCAACAUGGAGAUUGAUAACAGUGCCGCAUGCAGCAGCGCGGUCCGAAAGCCCGCCAUCUCCCUGGCUGACAGCACAGACCUCAGGGUGCUGCUCAACAUCAUGUACCUGAUGGUGGAGGCCAUCCAGCAGGACGACCCCGCCGACACCGUGGAGUGGAGGGCCGCUCGGGAGACCUUCAAGACCGAGCUGGGGUCUCCUCUCUACAACAACGAGCCCAUAUCCGUCAUGCUCUUCGGCAUGGUGACCAAGUUCUGCAGUGGCCACGCCCCCCACUUCCCCAUGAAGAAGGUGCUGCUGCUGCUGUGGAAGACCAUACUGUUCACGCUGGGUGGGUUUGAGCAGCUGCAGAACAUCAAGGUGCAGAAGCGGGAGGAGCUGGGGCUGCCCCCCCUGCCGGAGGACAGCAUCCGGGUGAUCCGCAGCAUGAGGGCGGCCUCGCCCCCCGCCUCCGCCUCCGACCUCAUCGAGCAGCAGCAGAAACGCGCGCGCCGUGAGCACAAGGCCCUGAUUAAACAGGACAACCUGGACGCCUUCAACGAGAAGGACCCCUACAAGACGGACGACCCCCGCGAGGACGAGGACGACAACGACGACAACGACAACAGCCUGGAGCCCGAGACCUUCCCCCUGGAGCGGGACGAGGUCAUGCCCCCGCCCAUCCCGCACCCGCCGUCCGAGAGGGUGUCCUUCCCCAAAGGCCUGCCCUGGGCCCCCAAAGUCAGGGAGAAAGACAUAGAAAAUUUCCUGGAAUCGAGCAGAAGCAAAUUUAUUGGUUAUACGCUGGGAAAUGACACAGAUACGGUUGUGGGCUUGCCCAGGCCAAUCCACGAAAGCAUCAAAACCUUGAAACAGCACAAGUACGUGUCCAUAGCGGAAAUUCAGAUUGCGAGGGAGGAGGAGUUUCAGAAGACUCCACUGUCAGGGGGUGAAGAGGAAGUGGAGAUGAGCUCCACUGAGCUGCUUUACCAGGGUAUCCUUCCCAGCCUGCCUCAGUACAUGAUCGCCCUGCUGAAGAUCCUACUGGCGGCAGCCCCCACCUCCAAGGCCAAGACGGACUCCAUCAACAUCCUGGCCGACGUGCUGCCUGAGGAGAUGCCGACCACCGUGCUGCAGAGCAUGAAGCUGGGCGUGGACGUGAACCGCCACAAGGAGAUCAUCGUCAAGGCCAUCUCCGCCAUCCUGCUGCUUCUCCUCAAGCACUUCAAACUCAACCACAUCUACCAGUUUGAGUACAUGGCCCAGCACCUGGUCUUUGCCAACUGCAUCCCCCUGAUUCUCAAGUUCUUCAACCAGAACAUCAUGUCCUACAUCACUGCCAAGAACAGUAUCUCUGUGCUGGACUUCCCUUACUGUGUGGUGCACGAGCUCCCAGAACUGACUGCUGAGAGUCUGGAGGCUGGCGAUAACAACCAGUUCUGCUGGCGGAACCUGUUCUCCUGCAUCAACCUGCUGAGGAUCCUCAACAAGCUCACCAAGUGGAAGCACUCCAGGACCAUGAUGCUGGUGGUGUUCAAGUCUGCUCCCAUCCUGAAGAGGGCGCUGAAGGUCAAGCAGGCCAUGAUGCAGCUCUACGUGCUGAAGCUGCUCAAGGUGCAGACCAAGUACCUGGGCCGGCAGUGGAGGAAGAGCAACAUGAAGACCAUGUCCGCCAUCUACCAGAAGGUCCGCCAUCGCCUCAACGACGACUGGGCCUACGGCAACGCAGACCUGGACGCCCGCCCCUGGGACUUCCAGGCGGAGGAGUGCGCCCUGCGGGCCAACAUCGAGCGCUUCAACAGCCGCCGCUACGACAAGAGCCAGGGCAACCCCGACUUCCUGCCCGUGGACAACUGCCUCCAGAGCGUCCUGGGCCAGCGGGUGGAGCUGCCGGAGGACUUCCAGAUGAACUACGACCUCUGGCUGGAGCGCGAGGUCUUCUCCAAGCCCAUAUCCUGGGAGGAACUGCUGCAGUGAGGGGAGGGCAGAGCUGCCCCGAACCUGCCCCAAACCCCGCGGCCUUCACCGAACUUCGCCCGCCCAUCGGUGGACCGGCUUCCCAGCAACCCCCACACACGCACACAGUAACCGACAGGUGGACACGGGCCGUAGCCGACUUAGCCGCUGGCUGUGUCGCUUCGUUCUGGCGCGUCUGUGAAUCGGGGUCUGACCAGAGCUGUGUCUUGCCGAGCAUUAUUCUCACCCAUCUGCACACACACCAUCCGGCCAUCCUAGCGUCCUCCUCAAAGCAUUUUUCCCCAUUUAUAUGAAUUAGCUCUCCUCCUUAGCCCUGCGCUAUUAAAUCUCUACCUCUCCUCAAACCCCUCCCCCCU
Molecule: messenger RNA, 2847 nt
Organism: Anguilla anguilla (European eel)
Lineage: Eukaryota; Metazoa; Chordata; Actinopteri; Anguilliformes; Anguillidae
Gene: strip1
Product: striatin interacting protein 1
Exons: 21
Coding region: 47-2491 (814 amino acids)
Biological process (GO): cytoskeleton organization
Cellular component (GO): cytosol
Source: RefSeq, a predicted model, not a curated record